AUGAGGUGCUCCCUGCAGGCAGUCGUGCUCUGGGGAAAGAAGGCCCCUUCCCACAGCAUCACUGCCAUCAUGAUUACCGAUGACCAGGCAACAAUUGUGACUGGAAGUCAAGAGGGUCAGCUCUGUCUCUGGAGUCUCUCACCUGAGCUAAAGAUUUCAGCAAAAGAACUUCUGUUUGGUCAUUCAGCUUCAGUAACAUGUUUGGCAAGAGCGAGAGACUUCUCUAAACAGCCCUAUGUUGUUAGUGCUGCUGAAAAUGGGGAGAUGUGUAUUUGGAAUGUCACCAACGGACAGUGCGUGGAGAAGGCCACACUUCCUUACAGGCACACUGCAAUCUGUUAUUACCACUGCUCCUUCCGGAUGACAGGAGAAGGCUGGCUUCUGUGCUGCGGAGAAUAUCAAGACAUUCUUAUAAUUGACGCCAAAACCUUGGCUCUUGUUCACACUUUCACAUCAUCUCAGUCUCCUGAUUGGAUCAACUGCAUGUGCAUUGUUCACUCCGUGAGAAUUCAAGAAGAUUCUCUCUUGGUGGUGUCAGUAGCUGGAGAACUUAAAGUGUGGGAUCUCUCUUCAUCUAUCAGCAACAUUCAGGAAAAGCAAGAUGUCUAUGAAAAAGAAUCCAAAUUUCUUGACUCCUUGAACUGCCGAACAAUACGAUUUUGCACAUAUACGGAGAGACUUCUAUUGGUGGUAUUUUCUAGAUGUUGGAAGGUUUAUGAUUAUUGUGAUUUUUCCCUUCUGCGGUCUGAGGCCAGUAGAAGUGGGCAGUUCUUUGCUGGUGGAGAGGUGCUUGCUGCUCACAGAAUCAUCAUCUGGACAGAAGAUGGUCACAGUUACAUCUAUCAGCUGCUGAACAGUGGGCUUUCAAAAAGCACAUACCCUGCUGAUGGAAGAGUGCUUAAAGAGACCAUUUAUCCUCAUUUACUGUGCUCUACUUCUGUGCAGGAAAAUAAGAGCCUUCCCUUUGUUAUGGGCUAUAUGAAUGAAAGGAAAGAGCCUUUUUAUAAGGUACUUUUCUCUGGAGAAGUCUCAGGAAGAAUUACUUUGUGGCACAUCCCUGAUGUCCCUGUAUCCAAGUUUGAUGGUUCUCCUAGAGAGAUACCAAUAACUACCACGUGGACCCUUCAAGAUAAUUUUGAUAAGCAUCAUAUCAUGUCACAAAGUAUUAUUGACUACUUCUCUGGGUUUAAAGAUGGAACUGGAACUGUGGUAGUCACUUCAUCAGAGUAUGUUCCAAGUCUUGAUAAACUAGUAUGUGGCUGUGAAGAUGGGACAAUUUUCAUUACACAGGCUUUGAAUGCUGCCAAAGCAGGACUUCUAGAAGGCGGUUCUUUAUUAAAAGAUUCCCUUCCUUACAAAGUCCUCAAAGGCCAUCACCAAAGCGUUACUUCAUUACUUUACCCACAUGGUCUCUCUUCAAAAUUAGACCAAAGUUGGCUGGUAUCCGGGGAUAGGGACUCAUGUGUCAUCAUGUGGGAUAUCUUUACUGAAGAAAUUUUGCAUAAAUUCUUUUUGGAAGCUGGUCCAGUAACAAGUCUUUUGAUGUCACCAGAGAACAUCAGACUAAAAAGUAAUCAAGUAAUUUUCUGUGUGUGCGGUGACCAUUCCGUGGCUCUCCUUCACCUUGAGGAGAAGAGGUUUCUCUUUUGUGCCCGGAAGCACCUUUUUCCUGUGAAGAUAAUAAAAUGGCACCCUGUUGAGAAUUUUUUAAUUGUUGGAUGUGCAGAUGACUCUGUUUACAUCUGGGAGACUGAAACAGGCACUUUGGAAAGACAUGAGACAGGAGAGAGAGCAAGAAUUAUUCUUAACUGUUGUGAUGAUUCACAGUUUCUAAAGCCUGAUUCUGUGCUUUCAAUUGCCUCAGAGACACAUAAGCACAAAAGUGUAGAACAGAGAUCCUCCAGCUUCUACCAGUUUGGGCCAAUGCCUUGCCCUGGUCUGCAGGUGGAGUCCUCAUGUAAGGUAACUGAUGCCAAAUCUCUCUCAGGUCCUUUUAAAGUCCUGUCUGUGAAGACAAAAUGGAGUAACAUUGGCUUUCAUAUCCUUCUAUUUGACUUGGAAAAUCUUGUUGAACUCCUGCUGUCGACUCCAAUCUGUGAUAGUGACCCUUCCAGUUCAUUUUAUGGUAGUGAGAUCCUGAGAAGAGCCAAAAGUACAGUAGAGAAGAAAACAUUGACAUUGAAAAGAAAUAAAACUGCCUGUGGUCCCCUCUCAGCAGAGGCACAAGGCAAGCCUGUUAGUGAAACCCCAGCCCAAGGAGAAAAUUCCAUCACAGUUUUAGAAGAAAAUGAUGGCAUUAAAAGGCAGAAGAAAAUGAAGAGCUCCAAAAAGAUGCACCCUACGCCAUCAAGAAAAUUUGAUGCUAACCUCAUAAUUGAUGCAGCCAAAUUGCUCCUAUCUUGCCUCUUGCCAUGGGGAGUAGAUAAGGAAUUGGAUAAUCUCUGCAUUAAGCAUCUCAAUAUUUUGAAGCUUCAGGGUCCAGUUUCUUUAGGGCUUGCAUCAAAUGAAGAUCACUUCUCACUGAUGCUGCCAGGUUGGGAUUUAUGCAAUACGGAAAUGAAAAAAGACUAUUCAAAAGGAAAUUUAUUUUCCAGGAAAGUUUUGGACUUGUCAGAUAAAUAUACAUCCACUCUUUCAAAUCAAGCCGGGAUGCCAAGAGGACUGGAACAUAGUUGUGAUUCUUUGCAUGAGUCAAACACUAUAAUUUAUUUAUUGAGAAGACUAUUUUUAGUUAACAAAUUAGUUAACAUGCCUGUAGAAUUGGAAUAUGGAAUUGAUGGCUCUUUCAAAAUGGAAUCUGUGCAAAACAAAGUGAAAAGUCCUGGGAGUGAUAUUUUACAUAUUUCAAGCUUCUACAGUUACUUACGAAAUGGUAAGCCUGAAUCCCACAUGCCUGAAGCUGACGUUUCACUUUUGAAACUAAUUUCCUGUUGGAGAGACCAGUCUGUGCAGGUAACUGAAGCAAUACAAGCUGUUCUUUUGGCGGAAAUUCAACUGCACAUGAAGACCUUGAGAAAGACACCAAGCAGCAGUCCACCAGGGUCCAUGAGUGAGAACGGUAACUAUCAGGUAAUGCAGAUGCGGCCAAAGACGGACUGGACUGAGGAGCUGGAGUUACAGUGCAUUCCAGAUAAUUUGCCACUGCAAACUUCAGCCAGUCUGGUCAAGCAUGACAGCAACUCAAACUCGGCAAACUUCCAAGACACUGAGGACAUGCCUGACAGAUGUGUCGUGAAAGACUCUGAGAGUCCAGGUGAGCCAAGGCAUCAUUCGUGGAUAGCAAAGAUGUGCUUCUGCAAGCUGUGCUAA
Molecule: messenger RNA, 3309 nt
Organism: Pteronotus mesoamericanus
Lineage: Eukaryota; Metazoa; Chordata; Mammalia; Chiroptera; Mormoopidae
Gene: WDR72
Product: WD repeat domain 72
Exons: 19
Coding region: 1-3309 (1102 amino acids)
Biological process (GO): protein localization to plasma membrane
Cellular component (GO): cytoplasm
Molecular function (GO): protein binding
Source: RefSeq, a predicted model, not a curated record